Messenger RNA from Talaromyces rugulosus, 1905 nucleotides. RefSeq lists its product as uncharacterized. Gene Ontology annotation, biological process: regulation of DNA-templated transcription; DNA-templated transcription. Gene Ontology annotation, molecular function: zinc ion binding; DNA-binding transcription factor activity, RNA polymerase II-specific; DNA binding. The coding region runs from base 1 to 1905 and encodes 634 amino acids. NCBI's taxonomy places the organism in Eukaryota, Fungi, Ascomycota, Eurotiomycetes, Eurotiales, Trichocomaceae. The transcript is spliced from 7 exons. The record is from RefSeq and is a predicted model, not a curated record.
AUGGCCUCGCGACCAACCCUCAGCCCGCGCGACCGGCUCAGUUCCGUGUCCUCGAGCGCCACCGCUAGAAAACGCCAUCGUCGCUCCGGUUAUAUCUUGACAUGCGCCAAUUGUCGGAGAAGAAAGACCCGCUGCGAUGGCGGUCAACCCUCGUGUUUGAUAUGCCAGGCCUACCACGAUGAAUGCUGCUACGACAAAGCCCCGCCCAUGUCCCAGAUCACAUGGAUGGCAAAGCGUUUGCAAGAGCUCGAACUCCUCGUUAGCGACUCGCGUUCCGUCAUCGACAGCGCCGAAACACCAGCGCCCAAGCUUGCUCCCUCACCAGUGAGCCCAGAGUCGACGUCAAAUUCUGUCGAGGCUCAAGGGCCAGCUCCCGAGCUCCCGGAUCUCAACGUGGAUGCGAAUGGCCGGUAUAUAUACUACGGAUCUACCUCAGCAUUGGAACAUCCCUUCUCCGAAGUAGAUGCAGACCAUUCUUCCGAGUACGAAAAAAGCGAGGCACGAACGAAUUUGGUCACGAGUGCCCUUCAUUCUCGACGCAUGGAAGAAAUCUCAUUGGGCAAUGCCGCCUUGCGAGUCGAUAUUCCUAGGGAACUCGUCGAUCAGUUGCUCAACACGCACUGGACAUGGAUUCAUCCGGUGUUUAUGUUUAUAUAUCGGCCUGCUUUCAUGCGUGACAUGGGAUCUGGCGGCAAAUACUUUUCUCAGCUCUUGCUGAGCGUAAUGUGUUGUCACUCAACGCGAUUCACCAAAAAAGAACUGGCGGCGCAAUUGCUGAUGCGGGUGCAUCUUCUUUUGGGGGAGCAAAUACAGGACAACAUUUCAAUCCCUACCGUCCAAGCACUGUUGCAACUUAGUGCCCGUCAAGUUGGCCAGGGCGCCGUCUCCCAAGGAUGGUUGUACAGCGGGAUUGCCUUUCGCAUGGCUAUUGACUUGGGUCUAUUUAACAAGACCGACCCGACGACAUGUAGUGCCGAAGACCGAGAAAUACGGAAACGACUGGCGUGGUCGUGCUUUUCCUGGGACAAGGCGAUGAGUUUGUAUCUUGGCAGAAUGCCUGCACUACGAGAGCCUCCCAUGGUCGAUCUAACACUAUUGGAUGACUUUGCGGAACAUGAGCUAUGGCAGCCUUACUACGGAGCCGAUGGCGACUCGCUGAAAAACUAUCCAGAGACGCCGUGCUACACGGUCUCGUGUUUCAUUAGCCUCUGUAGACUGAGUGUGAUUAUCAAUGACAUUAUCCUCGGUCUCUACUCCGGCAGGAAACCGGAGAAUGUCGGCACGUUGGUGCGGAACAUACGUCACCAGCUAGAGCUGUGGUGGGUUACUCUGCCGGCACAUCUCCGAAUCGACACUAGUAAUAUACCAGCAAUUCUACCGCCACCUCAUAUAAUUUCGUUGAAUAUUUUCUACCACACAAGCAUCAUUCUUCUGCAUCGCCCGUUCCGGAGCGCGCCUGACUGCCGUACCAAUUGCCGUCAAGCGUCUCAAGCAGUCGAAUCAAUCGUUGUGGGGUAUGGAAACACCUUUGGAUUUAACCGAAUCCCAUAUUUGAUGUCGUAUUGCAUCUAUACAGCAGCGACAAUUGUGAUGGAAGACCUAAAGGAUGGAUUUUCAGGCGACCGCGAGCGUAUAGAAAUGUUCCUGGAAGCGCUGGAAUGCGCCAAGGUAUCAUGCCCUGGCAUCCAACAGAGCAUUGACAUCAUCCGACGCAACCUAUCGCCGACUAUGCCAACAUCAAACCCAGUGAUGAUACCAAGUUACAUCCAGGCACACCCCGUCAUGGACCCCUCGAUUCCCACAUUUCCUUUCCUAUCCAUGGAAGGCAUGGCUGCCGGUGACUAUGGUAUGCUAUCGUCGAAUCAGCCAUACUUUGCAACUUUCACCAAUUCAUUCCAGGAGUAG